GCGGCCAUUUAUAAUCAUGAAGCUACCGUCGGACUCGUCACUGCUCACUGAGCGCGCCGCUGCGUUCUAUGGUUUUAUCGCGUCGCCGCGGAGUCACGGAGUAGACCCAAUAUUAAUUUAGGUUGUAAAUUCAAAUGUGUCCUCGCUUGGAUGCCGGUUAGAAGGGUGGGGUUGCUGAAUAGGCUCCGAUUGCGCCUGCUCGGUGAGGAGUUGUUGUGGGGGUGUGUGCUGCUCCGAUAGUUUAAAUCCUACACAUGCGUACUGGAUUUCGGGGUUCAAGGGAAUAUACGCCAUAUUGGAAACACUGUAUAGUUUAGCUAACAGUUUAGCUAGCGGGGGGAAAAGAGCCACUAACUGAUUCCCGUUGUGGCGUUUGACACGUCGUUAUUUUCCCUGUCGUCUCGCGCAACCCAGUUUACAGGCACAUUCUCGCAGUCCGGACUCAAACUUAUCCGCUGAACGGGGGGAAAAGGCGUUUGUUUGUUUGACAGGGCUGUUAGAAAGACAAGUUGAAUGGAUCCGAGGGUCGCUUGGAUUCAGCCGGAACAGAAAGGUCCUGCGAACGCUUUAUGGAUGCGUGUGUGGGAAACGUCUCAGGUAAACCGGACUAGCACAGGUCAGCACCAGAACCACCAUCACCACAACAACCACCUCUGUGUCAAUUAUCCUGCGUAUGACGUUUAUAAGACUGUAGCGUCCAAUGCGAAUAACAGCACUAUCAUUAAAAACAACAGCACUGCGAUCCCGGGUAGCGGCUCUGUGGCUCACCCGUUAAAUGGAAACACGGGAGACGGCGAUAUGACCCAAAAGACCGGCUCGGUGGUGGAUUCGGCGUCCAGUUGCUCUAAAAUAAGGACUACAAGCGCUAAUGCGAUCGCUGGGAAUAAUAUGAACAAGGGCCAUCCAUUUUUUACUUGCAGCGAGAACGUGUUGAAUAAUGUCAACCAUCAGCACCAUCCUCCUCAUCUACGGCAUUUCAAUCAAGAGCAGCAUCAGCAGAGUUGCAUGAAGCGCCACCCGUCCCAUCCGGCAGCGAUUCACACCCACCAUCACCACCACCAUCAUCCAGGCCGGAGGAAAAGCGAUAAUAAGGCCAGCACCUAUGGGAUAAACUACUUGCUCUCCAACUGGACUAGUAACAGCAAUUAUGGGAACUCCGGCACGCCGUGGAAGACGAGGAAAUAUAACCCAGGGGUUGACGGGUUGCAUGAAGAAAUCAUGGACUUUUACAAUUUUAUGUCUCCUCGUCCUGAGGAGGCCACCAUGAGACAGGAGGUGGUGGACAGGAUAGAGUCAGUCAUCAAGGAGUUGUGGCCUACCGCUGAUGUCCAGGUUUUUGGCAGCUUUAGCACUGGACUCUUUCUCCCAACCAGUGACAUUGACCUGGUGGUGUUUGGGAAAUGGGAGAAACCUCCCCUGCAGCAGUUGGAGCAGGCCCUCAGAAAACACAGUGUGGCAGAACCCUAUUCAAUCAAAGUUCUCGACAAAGCUACGGUACCAAUCAUCAAACUGACAGAUCAGGAGACUGAGGUGAAAGUGGACAUCAGUUUCAACGUGGAGACGGGCAUCAAAGCUGCUAGCUUCAUCAAAGAAUAUGUGAAGAAGUAUACCGUGCUGCCUUAUUUAAUCUUCGUGCUGAAACAGUUCCUGCUACAGCGAGACCUCAAUGAAGUCUUCACAGGAGGAAUCAGCUCCUACAGUCUCAUACUGAUGGUCAUCAGCUUCUUACAGUUACACCCAAGAAUUGAUGCCAAGAAUCCCAACAUGAACCUUGGCAUUCUGCUCAUUGAGUUCUUUGAGCUGUAUGGAAGACACUUCAACUACCUGAAGACCGGCAUCAGGAUAAAGAAUGGUGGUGCUUACAUGGCUAAAGAGGACAUCAUGAAGGCCAUGAGUAAUGGCUACAGGCCCUCCAUGCUUUGUAUAGAGGACCCUCUUCUUCCAGGUACAAUUUACAAGCUAUUUAUUAAAAAAAAUGCUUUUGACUAUGCGUAUAUAAUACUGGGUCACGCCGUCUCACCUCUUGCACGUUCUUACCCCAACAAAGACAGUGACAGCACUUUGGGCCGCAUUAUUAAAGUCACCCAGGAAGUCAUUGACUACAGGGAGUGGAUCAUAAAGAAGUGGGGUGGCAGACACAACUCCCGCUUGGAGAGGACUCCAGGUCCAUCUCAUAAAGACUCAGUGGAUCAGGUGGAGACGGUCACGCUGCUGGGUGUAGGUGUGGAGGACCAGCAGCAGAGGGACUCUGUGUCCCCUCACAGCGCAGACUCUCCCAUGUCCCUGUCCAGCCCUCAACAGCACUCGUCUGCCUCUUCUGCGUCCUCGCUGUCAGGCAGCGAUAUCGACUCUGACUCCACACCGUAUGUCACUCCACCUGUAGCCCCCUUCCCUCUCCAGAUUCUGCCGCCGGGACCCCUGUCAUCAGCGCUUCAGAUGGGCACGGGCAAAGCCAGCAUCACGGCAGCACUCACCAUGCCUCCGGCCACCCAGGCGAGAGUGCCAAUCCCAGGCAAUCUUCCUCUCCACGCUCUACCUGGCAGACAGGUGUGUAUGGCAGAUGGACCACCCCCAUACCUCCACAUGCCCCCCCCUGCAGUCCCCCCAGCUCCCCCCAGCCCUCUACCCAGUCCCCACCAUCAUCCAAAGACAGGUCCCAAGUUCCCUCUGAAGGGCUUCCACAAUCCCGCCGUGGUGCACAGUCCCGUCCUUUCAAACCGAAACCACAUUCAGUACAACCGCAACACCUGGCGCCGCAGGAAGAGAGACAGUCUGCCAGCUAGCGUCAGCAGAUAAAGACGACGGCGCUCCCAUUGGUCCCAUCUUAAAACGAUGAGAACUCAUUUAGCCCUCCUACUGAUGGUGUGAGCACAGAGAGGCCAGCGGUUGAAACCCAGCUCCUCGUUCAGUAGUUGUGGUGAUGGUGGUGCUAAGUAGUUCAGUCUGCCACUGAAUCUGUGCAUGUAUAUGUUGAGACUUUUGUUUUUUGACCUGUGUAAUCUUCCUGAGGAAGCUUCGAGAACAGGAACUGUUUUUUCGGUCGUCUACUCCACAACUUCCAGGUUGACAGGUGAAACGUUCCUUUUUUGUGCGUGUUUCAUGCUUCACAUUUUUGGUCUAAACGUGACACCCUUCACUUGUGGGACGAACUAGAUUCAGUGGAUUUCAAGUGUUUGUUGUAUCGGGUGAGGAUGUGUGUGUGUGUGUGUCGCUGGCUUCAAAUUCUGCACUCAACAUGCUUCCAGAGACCCCCACCGUAUUGACUGUAUACAUCACGCAACCUUUACUUUUUUGUGCAAUAACUUCUUAAUUUCUGUAUUUUCCUUCACUCUGGAAACAUAUUUAAUUUCUUUUUUUUUUUUUUGAUUGUUUUUGUGUCCAGCCUUUUUGUUUGUCUGUUUGUUUUGUAAAAAUGUUUUUAUUUUUGUAAUGUUUUUAAUUUUGUUCAUCGUUUACAGAUCCUGUCAGACAGGCUCCUUGUGGGGGAAAAAAAAAGUCUGUUUUAAAAUAGUUUUUUGAGAGUUUAUAUUCCCUCUUCCCCGUUUUCUCGGCAUAAAUUGCACCUGGACGAGAGCAAGUUAAAGCAGCCAGUUUAGAUCUCGCAGAACGACUUUCCACUCUUUACCAACAGGUGUCGCCAUUUCUCACUUUCUGUGUUCCACAUUGAGCUUCAGAAUCUCAGCUGUUGCUUUUAUUUGUCUCGUUCGUUUGUGCCAUUGAGGCUGUUGGACUCGGGGUUUAUCAGAUUGAGCACUCGGUCCUAAUGCGCUUUCAUUUAUGUGUGUGUCUGUCCUUUUUAAGUCACUAUAGGUAAGUGUGAGACGUGAAUUAUUUUAGGGAAGCUCUAAUGAACGUGCGAGAGGACUCCAGAUCAGUGCAGCUUUAUGCAAGGUGCCCUUAUCGGACCUAGUUCGACUUCUGAACGGGCACCCGAAUCAGACUAGCGGAGAAAGGGAAUUUAUUUUGAUUCCUUUCUGGAAUCUUGACGUGCAUUUAUUGCCAGGUACUUGCGCUAAUAUAUGCCUUUUUGGUAAUAACCUAUUCGUGUACUGUAUUGAAUUGAAUUUUUUUUUGUGUUCCGUUUGUAUAUGGCACACUAAAACUGUAUUGCUGUUGCUCAGAACGUCACAGGCAUACAGGUUAUUGUUACUAUGCAAGUGGAGUUUUGAAAUCUCUUCCUGUGUCCCUCAUGAUGGCCAUUUGCUUGUAAAUCUUGUCAAGAAACUAAAUCUCGGAGAUCGACGCACAUGUGAACAGUUCCUGUAUGCGAGUUCAGACUGUUUUAAUGGUGGAAAAACACCUGGACGUCUUGUCUGGAGUUUUUGCAAUGCAAAUAUUUCCUCCUGGAGAUCAACCGGACUACAUUUACUGCUGUUACAACGCUACAACCAUGUCCUGCAGUCUAUAUUGAAUGACUUUGACUUGUGUGAUGUGUUUUACAAAGUCAUAUCUGAUACAGAGACUGUGGAUUGUCCUGAACUCUUGACUCACCCGCCUAUCAAUGCAAUAGCUAAUAGCAGUUUCUGCUUUUAGAUAGAACCAGCAUCUUUUGCGAAAUGAGUCAGACAUUGAGGCAACUCUCCCCCUCCUUUCAAAUAAGAACCUACUUCAUUGGUGAUU
This is a messenger RNA of Pimephales promelas (fathead minnow), 4620 nucleotides long. Lineage: Eukaryota; Metazoa; Chordata; Actinopteri; Cypriniformes; Leuciscidae. The record is from RefSeq and is a predicted model, not a curated record.